UUAUACUCAACUCAGUAUUCGCGCAUGCGAACUACGGGGAGAUCGCGAAACAGCGGAGUCAGGGAAGGAAGCACGUUGUACUGCGACAGGCAACAUUUUCUCGCAAUUUCUGGCACAAAAAGAACUGAAGCAAAGAUGGCAAGCUCAGCGAAGGAGAACUCUCGAAUGAAGAGCUACAAGAACAAAGCGCUGAACCCACAGUGGAUGAGACGGAGGCGUGAGGAGGAGGGAGUCCAACUGCGCAAACAGAAACGUGAACAGCAGCUGUUCAAGCGUCGUAAUGUGGACAUCCCGGCAGAUGACAACUCCCCUGGGAUACAGGAACCUUACAUCUCUUCAUCACAGGCCCCAGUAUUCCCCACUUCCCCUCUGUACUCACCCACUCUGGAGGAGGGUGGCAUAAUGCCAGAGAUGGUGCAGAUGAUCUACAGUGAGGACCCUGAGCAGCAACUGGCUGCAACCCAGAAAUUCCGGAAACUCCUUUCCAGAGAGCCGAACCCUCCCAUAGACGAGGUGAUACAGACGGGCAUUGUGCCAAGGUUCGUGGAGUUCCUACAGAAAGAAGGGAACUGCACGCUCCAGGUAGGCACACUUCAGUUUGAGGCUGCCUGGGCGCUGACUAACAUUGCGUCAGGCACGUCCCUGCAGACCAGAGUGGUGAUCGAGGCUGGAGCUGUGGAUAUCUUCAUCAGGCUGCUGGGGUCGGAGUUUGAGGAUGUACAGGAACAGGCUGUGUGGGCCCUGGGUAACAUUGCUGGUGACAGUCCUGAGUGUAGAGACUUCGUACUGGACCAGGGGAUCCUCACACCAUUGCUGCAGCUGCUGACUAAGUCCACCCGGCUGUCCAUGACUAGAAAUGCAGUCUGGUGCCUGUCUAACUUGUGCAGAGGGAAGAACCCUCCACCAGACUUCACCAAGGUGGCUCCCUGCCUGCCAGUGCUGGCCCGUCUGCUGUUCAGCAAUGAUAACGAUGUCCUGGCCGAUGCCUGCUGGGCCCUGUCCUACCUGUCUGAUGGACCCAACGAGAAAAUCCAGGCUGUCAUCGACUCUGGGGUCUGCAGAAGACUCGUGGAGCUACUCAUGCAUAACCAUCACAGUGUUGUAUCCUCUGCCCUGAGAGCAGUGGGGAAUAUUGUCACAGGAGAUGAUGUUCAGACCCAGGUGAUCCUGAACUGCUCUGCACUCCCUUGUCUGCUCCACCUGUUGAACAGCCAGAAGGAGUCUAUCCGUAAGGAGGCCUGCUGGACCAUCUCUAACAUCACUGCUGGCAACAGGGCCCAGAUACAGGCUGUGAUCGAUGCAAACAUCUUCCCUGUGCUGAUUGAGAUUCUGAACAAAGCUGAGUUCAAGACCCGCAAGGAGGCUGCAUGGGCAAUCACCAACGCCACGUCUGGUGGAACCCCGGAGCAAAUCAGAUUCCUGGUGGACCAGAGCUGCAUCGGUCCGCUGUGUGACCUUCUGACCGUCAUGGAUGCUAAGAUCGUGCAGGUGGCGCUGAACGGCCUGGAGAACAUCCUGAGACUGGGAGAGCAGGAUGCCAAGAUGAACGGGGGAGUCAACCCUUACGCUGUCAUGAUAGAGGAAUGCUAUGGACUGGACAAGAUUGAGUUCCUACAGAGCCACGAAAACCAGGAGAUUUACCAGAAGGCCUUUGACAUCAUCGAGCACUACUUCGGGACUGAGGACGAGGACGCCAAGCUGGCCCCUCAGAUGGACGAGAACGCCGAGCAGUACCAGUUCAGCGCUGAUCAAAAUGUUCCAGCUGGAGGCUUCCAGUUCUAAGAUCAGCCCCAGCGAGAAAGCCUAGAGAAGCCUGGGCUCUGCCGUUAGCAGCAGGCCAUCUUCAUCAAUGCCUCUCUUCUUAGUGUGCGAGCGAGCGUGUGAGCGGACGGACGAACGUGCGAGAAAGCAAGACAGGGCGUGCCAGAGUGAGUGAAUGAGAGAUAAAAACUCUUCAGCCUCCACUGUCAGAGGAGCCUGCGCAACCAGCCAACUUCCUCCCUCAAAAUUCCACCUGAUUCCAGACUUCCCUUCCUCUGCGGAAUUCCCUUCCAAGUCUUGGACUUAAAAAAAAAAGAUUUGGGAAGACCUGCAGGAUUCAAGUUGCAGUACAAGGAAUUCAAGGAGUCUGGAACUCAAGAAAUGAUGAUCAAGAUCUUCAAGGUCCAUGCAAUAUUCCGAGGAAAAAGGAAUUCUUAAGUAACAUUUGGAAACUUUCUGCAACCUAGGCCUUGAAGAGGAGAAACGGUAAUUCAAGAUGAAGAAAUACUACAACAAGUUAAGAAGACAUUGACAAUAUUAAGAAGAAGACGGAAAAAAAAAACGAACAAAAAAAUGGGAAAACUUCAAGCAAGAAAUGAGGAUUCCAGGAUACUUUCAUUUUUACAAUAAGUAAAAAAAAAUCAAGUUGGUGCCUACUGGGGGCCCAGGUCCUGCCAUAGAGCCAGCCUCCUGCCUCGAGCUCCCAUCCUGUGAAUGAGUGUGAACGCUGUGCAUGGAAUAAAUGACACGUAGCAAACUUAACAUAGUAAACCCAGGGUCACGGCUGUAUUACUUUAAAACUUCACCAUAGAAAAAGAAACAUAAUCCAUGGUAUGCCUAUAAGAAGCAUGAGUAGGUUGAUACGUAUUUUGUCAACAAAAACGUCUAUCUUAUUUUUCUGGCAAUAUAUGGGAAGGUGGACACAAAACAGAAGACUUUCUCCUAGUAGCAAAGAAGGGGAACAGGAAGCCAAGGAAAUAACAUGGCACACUUCUCCUCUCUGAAGGUACUUCUGUUCUUGGAUAAGUCUGAAGUUCCCUUUGAGAUUCAGGAAGUGCCAGAAAAACAGUCUAUGUAGGUAAAUAGUAAUAUACAGGCAGGGGCUUUUCUUGUUUGAGUGUUGAUUUCUGUGCAAGCAUGCUGCAUACUGCUAUUGAAACGCAACCAUACCUCAGAAAAUGAUAGAAAUCCUACCUUAUCCUGCCAUUGUUUACUUUGUUGCCAUUCAGUUACCUGGGAGUUAGGCAGUGAUGUUUAGUCCUAUUAUGGGAAGACUUAGUUACCGUUAAAUAGGCUUCUUCGUGGCAAGUAUUUGGUCAGGGAGGAUUCAUUUUUUGCUGUGAUUUUACCCAUGUAUUAGACUGAAGGUUGCCUAAAAAAGCUUCCAGCAAAAGAGUAACAAAAUGUUUAAAAAAAACAUUGCCAUAACAUUGCAUGAAACAUGGUGUAAAGUUGCAGCACAAUAAGCAGACAAGAUGGAUCCUCCUUGAACCGUGAAGUUUAAUAGUUUGUUUGGGUAUGAGAGAUGCAAGGAAGCUUGUAUUGCAUCUAGGGAAGUAGACAAGUUUCAAACAAGGUCUUUUAACGUGCUGCUGAAAAUAUUUGUACUUGUACUGUGUGUUGCAUAUGGGAUUUUGGGACCAGUUUUGGAGGAAAAGAUGUGGGGAAAUAAUGCUGGCAACCUUUUGUAAAAAGAAUGCCAAAGAAACUUUUGUCAGUGAAAUUCAUAAAAAAGGAAAACUGGAAAUGUUUGGAACGGGAGGGAAAAGUAGAGCAGUUAAAAGGCCUUAGAGGCUCCUAUGAGCCAGUACUAAUAUAGAUAUUUAGUGUGGAGUGUGUGGCAUGGUGAUACAACACACAUGCAUCGCAUGCAGACACACACAAACACGCACGCAUACACGCACACAUGACAUACAUACAGAACAAAUACAUGCGUGUACACACUGCAUACACAAUGUGCCUAUAAAUAACUACAGAUACCAGACUCCUAGCAUUAUCGCAAGUAUAAAUCAAACGUGGUAUUUCUGUUGACAGAUGAAGAAGUAUUUAGUCUUCUAAUAUCCAAAGGUCGUUGCCUUGUGUGCAAAAGACUGGGAUACAUACAGUUUGUUGUUCUUUCAGUGCUGUCUUGAAAAAGAUGAUGACAACAGAAUGUUGACAGGUCAUUUAGGCUUCACUUUUCUAUAAUGUACCUCUUUGCGUCAAUUCCUUUUGCUUGCAUUGUGCCAUCAUCUAAGUAUAGUGUAAAUGUUUUCAUAUUAAUUAACUGUUGUAAGACUACAACAAAUCACUUGGAUGGACAAAGGAUCUUCCAAUUUUCUUACUCAAUGCAUCCUAUACAAGUAGGCAUGUGUUAAGUUUACAAACUCACAGAAGGGUAUAUGUGAAGGUGUUGAUAUACUGUAUAGCAGACAGACAUGCCCUGCUGGCCAAAACUUCUGUCAGCUAACCAUUCUCUUGAGUAAAACCAGCUUAUUGAGUUAAUUUUGCCUUCCACUUUAGCAUUUGAUGUACAAUGUACCUUGAUAGCAUGCCAAUGCUCCCGUCUGAGUAUUUAGAGGUCAUCUUGACAUAACAGAAUGUACAUUGCUCUAUCACUGUGAAUAUGUUACUCCAACAGUUCUCCAAGCCUCUUCCAACCCUGAUUGUGAACAGAUGGAGUAUCCCAACUUCUGACAACCCUUGCAGGAUCUUUAUGUUACAAACAUUAUGUCAGAAAGUAUUAUUACCCUGUUUAUUAGUUAUUUUUGUCGUAUAUUUCCGUCAGGGUUGUCUUUGGGAUAUUCCGUUGCUAGGAGAAGGUUGGAAGAACAAAAACUGUUGGUGACAAUGCAAUAGUCAAUCACAUACAUGUUAAUGCAGUGCCUGGAAGGGUCCAUUUACUAUUGACUGUCAUCUGUGGCCCUUUAAAACUGUAAUGGUAUAUUCCAUCUAACAUUUCUACACUAUUGUAUUAGCUUGAAUUGUAUUUCCAAAAAAAUGUAUUUAGGUUCCUUCCAUUUGUACAGUAUUUAAAGAUAUGUAAAAGUUCUGCAACAAAAUGUGGAUUUCGGUGCAGACAGCCAAAACGAAAGCCCAAAAGGCAAAAGUCACUCUAUGCAAAAUCAAGAAAGUGAAAUUUACAGAGCUUCUAAAAAAAA
Branchiostoma belcheri (Belcher's lancelet) is the source of this 4901-nucleotide messenger RNA. RefSeq names its product importin subunit alpha-7-like. The record is from RefSeq and is a predicted model, not a curated record. Gene Ontology annotation, cellular component: nucleus; cytoplasm; nucleoplasm. Gene Ontology annotation, biological process: NLS-bearing protein import into nucleus. Bases 25 to 1782 code for a protein of 585 amino acids. The transcript has 16 exons. NCBI's taxonomy places the organism in Eukaryota, Metazoa, Chordata, Leptocardii, Amphioxiformes, Branchiostomatidae. Gene Ontology annotation, molecular function: nuclear import signal receptor activity; protein binding.